Molecule: messenger RNA, 7269 nt
Organism: Xiphias gladius (swordfish)
Lineage: Eukaryota; Metazoa; Chordata; Actinopteri; Istiophoriformes; Xiphiidae
Product: properdin-like
Exons: 13
Coding region: 3530-5659 (709 amino acids)
Source: RefSeq, a predicted model, not a curated record
UUUUCUUUGUUUUUCGGACACUCGAUCAGCUCACUGAGGACAUUCAAACAUCCGGACUGGACUCACAGACUGCAGCCAAUCAGCUCCCGCCGCUCAGUCCUGUAUCCGGGCGAGUUUCAGAUGAUCCGCCCUCCUCCGGGCUCUCCGAUUGGCUCACGGGGAGCCGACAGGGGAGGGACAGGGGAUGUGGAGACUCCGCCUCUCUUCUGAUGUCAUCACUGAGCAGCUGAACUAAAGGAAACUUCACUGUUUAGCGACAACACUAGAAUUUGUAAAAGAGAAAACAAAGAACCUCCGUGUGAGGAGAGAAACAUUCAGUCGCCUCUAGGAUCCUUUAACUUCCAACACUGGAACCUGAUCAUGAGAAAGCACCUUGGGAUUUGAACUGACAGUGACUUUAAAUGUUCAACGAGUACACAAUAACACUGGAGGCCUUUCUCAACACAGGGUACAUCAAGUCUGAACCUGACCUCUCAGCAGUGCGCAGUACGAUCAAUUCUGCACCGGUUCAACAGAAAUUUCUCAACCCAGAGUCCAUUUAGUAACUUUACUGGAACCUUCAGCCGUGUUCGACGGGAGAGAUGUGGUAACACUGGUACAUAAACAUCCACAGAGGGAGCUCUGUUGUUAAACCGCCCAAUAAAAACACAGGAUUAACUUCACCUUCUACGAUGGGGGAUUAGAGCCACUGUUAGGACAAACAUCUGAGAGUGAGAAAACUGUUACAUCCAGAAUAAAGUCAGCACGACCAGAAAAACGUUGCCUCGAGAACAAAAUGCCACGCGUCACGAUUAGACUGGGAUGCUUUAUUAACGCCGCUCGGACAUAUUCGAAAAAAGGCGAGAUUCAUCUACGCUUCAUCGUAAAUGUACAGGACGCUGCCGAGGUUUCAUUCGGUUUCGUGCUUUCGUGACUUUAUGUUUUAAAUGUAAAGUUUCAGUGGCCCUAAUAAUCCAUCGUAUCGGACAAACCACUUCGGCUCCAGAGAUCUUCCAAAGUUAUUCUGUCUUCUGUUCCGCAGAAACGUCGGAUCCGGCUGAGGAGAUCGUGUUGUUCCACAAGAACACGAGAACCGAUCGGAACGCAGAUUGGGAAAGGCCUGGACACCGCUCGGUCUUAGAUCCCAACAUGUCUCCCAGCUCAGCGCUGAUGUCGGACACCCAAAGAUCUGGGAGACAUUCUGGGAUUUUGUGAAGCUGAGAGCUAAACUGAGAGCAGGGAUCGUAUCUUUAACACAAACGAAACAGGUGAGGUCAAAAAAACCUCGGCACCAAAUUGUCGAUCGGUUGACAAAACGAUCCACCACCAGCUGUUGUGGGGCUUUCAGCAUCAGGUAACACUACAGAGUCUUCAGAGGGAAAAGAGAAAAAUUCUCCGCACUGUUUACGUCUGCUCACUAUCGACAACGUCGACGUCUAAAUUUGACCCGAACCAGAUUUUAUCAUCCACAGUUGUGUGAUAACUGCACACAUCCUCUGCUGAUGACACCAUCAGAAUCUCCGGAACUGAAUGGACCUUGUGCUGAGAUUAUUUUGUAAACACUUCCAAAUGAUUUAGCGCCGAGUCGGAUCCGUCAGCUUUCAUGUAAAUCUGAAUUGACACGAACGGUCGUUUUUAGGCGGAGACUUUUAAUUACUGUAAUUCUAAUGCGUUUUCAUUGGUUUAGAGCCAGAUCACCUGCUUUUCUGAGAAAUCUUGAGGCGCGUCUAAAUAAUUGUUCCCAUAUCAGAAUCGGGCAACUGAAGGCCAGGGUCUCCUUGAAAUGAACUAGUUUGACGACCACGUCUAAAGUCAAAAGUGUUUAUAGCUGUUACCGAUGGACAGACGGGGUGAGGAUCAAACCCCGCCUACGUUCACACCUUCGCGCACCUGACCAUUCACCGAAUAAAGUGGCCGAGGUCGUGGUUGUCCGAAAGCUGAAAACAAAAGUCUGACGUCAGAAUGGAGGUUUCACAUGCCACCAAGCUCUUUGUUUGAAGCCUGGCGCGCCAACGGUUAUUAGCCUCGGGUCUCGGGUCGGGUUCGGAUCUUAAAGAUGCUGGUUCAGGCUGAGUUCUCAUGCAGAAAUUCAAAUCUACGACAGCCUUGAAUCGAAAACACACAAACCCAAAAAAUGCUAUUCACGCUCCUCCUCUUGUUUCUUUCUUUUUAAAGUACCGAGUCACGAUUUAAGGAAGAAAGGGCUCGACUACAAGAGCAGUUACAGAUAAAUUAGGGCAGAGUUUGUCUGUGCAACGGUAAAACUUGAUUAUGGCUCAUGCCUGGCUUUUACUUUUGUUUUCAAUUUUGUUUGCCAAGGAUUUGUCAAGAAAUUGUUCUAGAAUUCACUGCCCUGUGUAACGGAGAGCAGGAACAGCAAACCUCCACAUUGGUAGGAAAAACAGGAUCCUGGAGGCGACCGCCGCACUGACUAUUGUGGCAGUAUUACCAAAAAAAAAACCAGAAGAAGAAGGGGGAGGCUUACCGUGACGACUACUGAACUACAACGUUACCUUGGUGACGUCAAAGAUCCUGACGUUUCACUGGAACAAGCUGGUGUUUGGAUGGACUGGAGAUUUAUUGACUCAGACACCGGUUCUGAGCGAGUCCUGUCCCAGCAGAGACUGGGAAAACUGGGGACACUGGAGCUUGGACCUGAGAACCCUGUGGGGACACUUCCAUGAUGUCAAAACAGCGAAGGGGAGGAGGGGGGACACACAUAAUAAUUACAACUGCACACUGAAGGACUGGAGACCUGCUGAGAACUGAAAGAUGAAAUGUUAUUUUUGGUGUGGGGGAACAGUGAAGUAGUAAUCUGUCAUCUUUGGUGCAAAGCGGCCAUUUUUGUGCAGUAACCUGUUAAUAAAACAGUGUGGGCGGGGCUUACGUUUGUCCGCAGGUGGAGCUUCUUUCUGUCUCUGUUCUCGUAAAGCCAGCAGGGCUGGACGUCAAACCUCAGCUCUCUCCUGCUACAGACCGAAACGUGUCUGUAGCAAAGUAAAGUAUCAAAACUAGUUCCAGCCCUGGCAGUUGGCAUCAAAUGUCUCAUCAGGUUUCUCUUCGAUCAGAUUUUUCCCUCGUUGAAAUCAUUUCUCCACGUUUAGACUGAAUUUUAUUCAAAGUUGUUGCACUUUGGCUUCUUCUGUUCAGUGGGGGGGGGUUUUGGAGAAAAGCAUGAAUCAAACUAAAGCAUCGAAAAGAAUUUCACAGGAGAACCAGCCUCGGUUGCCAGAACGCUAUCACAUCAGACUCACAAAGUAUUGGACGCAUUAAAACCUUUGUCCUGAUGAUGGCGCUAGAGGAAAAGCCAGCAUCAGCAGUUAUUCGUCCGUUUGUCCUGAAGGGAGCAUGCAGUGGUUGUGGAGGUUUCAAAGUGUCCCACCUUAAUGUCUUCUGCUGCUGACACAGUUUUGCUGUUAGCCGUUAGCAUCAACACACACUAACAUAGGAACUGACUAAGAACUGGGAGCUAAACACACACACUACCUGGUACAGGUGACAGUAAGUCUUCAACCAGCGGGUUUCUCUCUGUCUGAACCACGUCGUGGACAUGUUGACUCUCUACAGACUCCUCCAGGGUUCACACCACCAUGCUGGACUGACUCUGACCGGCCUGCAGCUUCGUCCUCCGGUCUGCUCACCUCUGCAGCCCGCCCCUCCGCACCUGCUCUGUCUCAGAGGCUGCCAGUUGCAUCAUGCGAAGGUCGGUCGGGAGGCUGAUGACCUUUACAGGAAACCCUGCAUUUACUCACCAACUGGUUUUCGUGCUUCAGGAGGACUUGACUUGACUUGCACUCCCGGCCUGCAGACCGACCCGGACAUCGACCACAGAUGCCACACAUCGGAGCCCCAGACAAGCCAUGAGGCAACGCUAAUCUGGUCUGAAGAUCGAAUGCGUCGCCGUAUUGGAACCUGCUGUUUGUCUGCACAAACAAACGGACGCGGUCUCGGCAGCAGCGGGAGGAUGGGGGUUCUGCGGGUUCUGGUUCUGCUGCUGGUUUCCGUGGAGUGUUCAGAGUGUGUGCGGUGUUUUGCACGUUUCAACCUGACCUCGGGUCAGUGUGAUGAAGAGAUCGGUGAGGUGGACGAAGACGACUGCUGCCAGAACCUUGAGUACGGUUACCAGGCAACAGAUGGAGUGUGUCAGUCCUGUGGUCAUCUGGUGUUGUCGCCAUGGUCGCCAUGGUCCCAGUGUAACGUCCUGUGUGGGGAGGGAGUGAGGCAGAGAACCAGGACGUGUUUCGGCAUCGGCCAAUCGGAGUGUACCAACAGUAACCUCAAUCUGCAGAUGGAACCAUGCAGCGGCACCUGCUGCAACACGAAGGGGUGGGGCUUGUGGGUCAACUGGUCGCCCUGCUCGGUCACCUGUGGAGAGGGUGGAGUCAGGAAGAGAACGAGAGGCUGCUCCAGUCCUCCUGAGUGUCGCUCGACCUGCAGCGGUCCUUCAGAGGAGACAAAGAACUGUCCAACACUCAGCGUCUGUCCAGUCCACGGUGGUUGGUCCGGUUGGUCCGGUUGGUCUGAGUGUUCUGGUUCGUGUAUAGACGACCAGCGUAGUGAUGUCAUUGUCCCCACCAAAGUGCGAUAUCAUUUCUGCUCUAACCCCGCCCCCUCCAAUGACACGGUACCACCUGGUAAUGGCUGCCCUGGAGACAACUACCAGGUCAGCAGCUGCAGUGACCUUCCCAACUGUCCAGUGGACGGCAGCUGGGGGGCGUGGUCUCCGCCUGGGGCGUGCUCUGUCUCCUGUGGGGAGGGACUUCGUAUGUCCGUCAGGACCUGUAAUAAGCCUGCUCCGAAAUAUGGUGGUCGAUUUUGUGAGGGACCGAGCGCUCGGAGCAGCGUCUGUCAGAGUCCCUGUCCAGUUGACGGGUUCUGGUCCGGUUGGUCCGGCUGGAGCGAGUGUUCCUCUUCCUGUAUCCCACAAGGCCAAGCUUCCCUCAGGACUCGCCAGCGCUCCUGUUCUAACCCCGCCCCCUCAUCCAGCCCACCCGGGAGGGGUUGCCAAGGUGACGGUCGCCAGACAGAGAACUGCAACCACCUACCUCCGUGCCCAGUGGAUGGAGGAUGGGGGUCUUGGUCUCCCUUCUCUUCCUGUCCUGUUACCUGUGGGGUGGGCCUUCGGGUUUCAGUCAGGAGAUGCGACAGCCCUGCCCCUAGACAUGGCGGCCGACCGUGCCCUGGAGAGGGACGUCGAACCAGCGUCUGUACAACCAAUGUCCACUGCCCAGUGGACGGAGUGUGGUCGGAGUGGUCGCCGUGGAACCCGUGUAAAUACCCGUUUGGUGGGCGGGAAAUCCGCUGCAAGCAGCUCGGCGGCAGCCAGACUCGAGAGCGUCAGUGUCUCUACCGAGCCCACAACGGAUCCAUCUGCAGCGGAGACACCCUGACGGACCGACGGGUCUGCUAUGAUGUCAGCAACUGUUACCUGAAGGGAAGCUGGGAAGGCUGGGAGCCGUGGAGUUUGUGUAAUCCGUCCUGUGGAGGAAACUCCAGACGCUUCAGGAAGAGACAUUGUAAACCUCAAUACAGCAACUACAGUCCUACCAUCGGACGUCUGAAGGAGAAGGCGACGUUCUUUGGGACUCCACGUGUCGACUGUGGCUUAGCACCCGACGGUGGGGAAAAGAUUCAGAUCCAGCCCUGUGUCAACGCCCCCGCCUGCCCCACUCACCCAUGAGUUUAACCACACCGACGUACGCAAAAUAGCAUUAGAAUCCAACAGUCCUCUAAUCAGUUCUCCUUCAUGAAGAUUGUUAUGUUGGUGAGAUGUUGAUGAAACUGUAGGAUCGUUUUGGAAGAUGCAGUGUGCGCUGCUGUUGAAAUGCAGUGGUGGAAGACGAACUCAGUUUCUUUACAUGAGUAGAGUUACCAAUAUAUUGAUUUAAAAAUGUGCCAUUACAAGUGAAAGUCCUGCGUUUAAAGUGCUGCUCCGGUAAAAGUCCAGAAAUAUCAUCAGCUUCAUGUAGUUUAAGCAUCAGCAAUAGCGGUUGGUUGUGCAGCGUUUUACUGUCGGAGCUGCUCCAGGUGGAGCUGCUUUCAGCUACGUCAUAGACAGGGAGAGGGUUCAGUCCACGGGUUCCCAACCCGGGGGUCGGGCCCCUCCAGAGGGUCACCAGGCGAAAUAAAAGUGGUCGUCAGAUGAAUCAUGGGAGAGGGAAGAAGAAGAAAGACAGUUCUGAUCCACUGAUCUGCAUUCAGUUUUAGAGAAAUAUUGAAGAGUUUUUCCUCAUUUCGUUUUGAACAGUUAUUAAACAUUUAUAGAGGGGAAUUGUCUAUUAGGUGAAAAUGCUUUUAUGAUUUUACAUAAGAAACCCCAAAACAAAAAGGUCGGAAAUCGCUAGUUUAAUCUUUAAUAAUCUGUCGCAGUACAUGAACUCACUGUAUGUUUUUAUGUAAAGUCUUAAACUAAACAGUAACCAGUGGAAAAAAAUGUUAUAUUAAAAUAUUUUUCUCAAAAUUUUACUGAAGUACAGUACUUGAGUACUGUUACUUUCCACCACUUCUGAAAUGUACUGCACUAUACUGACAGGUGUUUCUAAUAUUUUGUCCACCCCAUUUAAAUCAGUAAAGACUGGCAGUAAUUAAGAAACAGGCAACAAAUGAAUUAAACAGCAUCACUCACCAGUUAAUGUUUUGCCGAUGAAAAAUAAAAACCGUCAAGUCGCUGAUCUCAGAACUGGAGCGUGCUCAGUUACCUGUUACCAUAGCAACACCAACAAACAACAGCUUUUAUCUCUGGUUGACCUGCUUCAAGUUUGACUUCUGGCAUUUCUAGUAUAAACUCACUGUUUGUCCUCCUUCUUGACUAUUAAAGCUGUUUAUCAUCAGAGUCUGUGUAGAUUCAUCUCAGUUGUCCAGGAAGUCAAUGACACUUUAAAAUAAUACCCUCCACAGGGCUUUUAUUGUGAAGUUAAUGUUCCUGUGGAUGAUGUUUGGUGACAUAAAACUCUGCUGCAACACUAAAAAAAGUUUGUCCCCUGCCGGCUGCAAGUAACAAUCCCAGGUUCAUUAAAAUCUAAUGCUCCAACGUUUACUUUGAGCUGCUGUAAAGGCAGAUCGAUCCCCAGGGUGUCGAUACCGAUGCGACGUGUUGUUUUGAGUAUGGAUAGGCCCUGUACUAUUCAACUGGAUCAAUACCAGGAAAUGAUCAUGUUAGAUCACAUCCGGGACACAUGAACUCUCUUCUUAGUGCUGCAGUAAUUAUUAUAUUUAGAUUCUCUCCUGCUGUUUGUGUGCUGUGACCUCUUUAAUUCAGAGAAUUAACCUAAUAAACAUUUGUUAUUCAAA